AUGGACAGUGUUUUUUCAGGCUCUUCUCUGCAGUUGCUUGCCAAACUACUUCAUGAUGCUCAAGAAGAUGAUGAUGAUGAUGAACAUGUGCCACACUGUUCUGUUAGCACCAUGACUCCUGGUAGUAUUGGACCAGUAAAGAAAGAGGCCACUGGUACUUUUCAAGUGAAAUCUGAAAACAGGAAAACUAUUUGGAGUGCAGAGGAGGUCCCAGAAGGAUCUGAAUUUGAUGAUACCUGGGACCCUAGAGAACAGCCAGAGUAUCAGAUUUUAUUCAAACAGUGUGUGGGAACAGAGGAUGUCUUCUUUGGGAUGAGCAGGAAAGACCCCUCCACAGCCUGCUGUGAAGAUGUAGUGAUUAAAAUCAAGCUACCAGAGACAAAGUACUCAGACAUCACAUUAGAUAUCCAGGACAAGGUUCUUGACCUUCGAACUCCCAAAAAGAAGCUGCUGCUGCACCUCCCCUACCAUGUAGACAGCAAGAACGGUAAAGCUCGUUUCCUCUCUGAAGAGGAGACCUUGGAAGUUACCUUGAGAGUAUCAAGGAAGUUUGAUUUCAUAAAUUUUGUCUGAUGGAUAGAGAAAUAGAGAAAGUUUGCAAAAAGUAAUCUCUUAGUUUGAAGUCUUCUCGAAACCUAACUGGUCAUGAAAUAGUAGAUUGUUUCCCUGGAACAGCCCAAGGGGAAUAUCCUUGGAGAAACUGAAUGAGUCAGGAGGAACGUAGCACCCAUAGGUUCUUAAAGCUGAGGCUGUCCAGUUCUUGCACUGCUCUGGUUAACGUUCUGCUUCCUUCAGUCUGAUACAGGCUCUGUGAAUCAGAAAAUAGGAGAUUACAGUUCUGUAAGCCAGAGAAAGUCUUUUUGUGGUUAUGGCUGAUAAGUAGCACAAUGAGGCUCUGGUCAAUGAGUCUG
Molecule: messenger RNA, 911 nt
Organism: Haliaeetus leucocephalus (bald eagle)
Lineage: Eukaryota; Metazoa; Chordata; Aves; Accipitriformes; Accipitridae
Gene: DNAAF6
Product: PIH1 domain containing 3
Exons: 6
Coding region: 1-573 (190 amino acids)
Biological process (GO): flagellated sperm motility; axonemal dynein complex assembly
Cellular component (GO): cytoplasm
Molecular function (GO): dynein intermediate chain binding; protein-folding chaperone binding
Source: RefSeq, a predicted model, not a curated record